Messenger RNA from Brachypodium distachyon (stiff brome), 1328 nucleotides. RefSeq names its product cationic peroxidase SPC4. The transcript has a single exon. Gene Ontology annotation, biological process: hydrogen peroxide catabolic process; response to oxidative stress. Gene Ontology annotation, molecular function: heme binding; peroxidase activity. The record is from RefSeq and is a predicted model, not a curated record. Bases 154 to 1170 code for a protein of 338 amino acids. Lineage: Eukaryota; Viridiplantae; Streptophyta; Magnoliopsida; Poales; Poaceae.
UGGUGUGAUCCAAGCUUAGAUUGGCCCCAGCAGCCACUCUGCCGUGCCUCCGGUUAUAAAUGACGCCCGUCUCUUGACGUGAGGAAGCCACAAGCCCUCUUCUUCCUCCUCUAGUCAAGCUAGCUAGCUAGCAUAUACCAAUAAUCCACGGCCAUGGCUAACUCACUGCCCAUCGCCGUGCUCCUUCUGCUGCUGCUCUCCCCAGCUGCUCUCGCCACGGCCGUCUUCCCCGACUCCGGUGACUCCUUCCACGCCGUGUCCUGCCCGCAGCUGGACACCAUCGUGCUCACCACCGUGCAAGCGGCGCUCCGUCAGGAGAUCGCUCUCGCCGCCGGCCUCAUCCGGAUCUUCUUCCACGACUGCUUCCCCCAGGGCUGCGACGCCUCCGUGUACCUCAUGGGCACGGGCGCCGACGAGAUCUCCCUGGGCCCGAACCUCACGCUCCAACGCCGGGCCAUGCAGCUCGUGGAGUCCAUCCGGGCCAAGGCCCACGCCGCCUGCGGCCCAACCGUCUCCUGCGCCGACGUCUCCGCCCUGGCAACCCGGGCCGCCGUCGUCGCCUCCGGCGGGCCGUCCUACUCCGUGCCCCUCGGCCAGCUCGACAGCUUCGCCCCGGCCCCCCGGGACAAGGUGUUGGACCUCCCGGGGCCCAGGACGGCCAGCGUGGCGGAACUCGUGGCGACGUUCGCGACGCGUGGCAUGGCCGACGUGGCGGACCUCGUGGCGCUCUCCGGCGCGCACACCGUCGGCCGCUCCCAGUGCGACUCCUUCGCUGACAGGUCGGGACGCAUGGACGACACCUUCUCCAGGAAGCUGGCAGCCAACUGCAGCAAGCACAAGGACCGCCUGCAGAACCUCGACGUCGUCACCCCUGAUUUGUUUGAUAACGGGUAUUACAAGGCGCUGACGUUUAACCAGGGCGUGUUCACCUCUGACAUGGCGCUCAUCAAGAACAGGACCUCGGCCGCCAUUGUCAGGCAGUUCGCGGAGAGCAAGGAGGCGUUUUUUGCGCAGUUUGCGAGGUCCAUGACCAAGCUGGCUAACGCGCCCAGGCCGGGGGGUAAUGUCGGUGAGAUCCGCCGGAACUGCUUCACGCGCAACGUCCGCCAGGGCGCGGAUGCGACCAUCGAGCUCGCCGGGGAAGAAGAGGGAUUCAAGGCUUCAGCUUGAUCUUGAAGGUUGAAGAUCAAGCUUUCCUUUCUAAAUUAGUAGUGCUUACUUAAUGUCUGUCGUCUGUUUCUUCAGAGCUUGUACGUGUUUCCUGUCUUUGUUUUUGGUCCUUCGCGGGUAGGAUGCAAUAAAGAAACGACUUAAGGUGGUACUUGCAA